GGAGGUCACGUGACCACGUAGCAGCUGCAGGGCUGAGAGGGAGAGAGAGAAAGAGUCUCACAGAGGAGCAGAAAGACGACGAGCAGGAGGAGAACAGUGAGUGGGAGGGUAUGAACCAUGAGUCCAAUAAAUCAUCAUCAUUAGGAAUGAUCUCCACGGCAACUCGCACCACGGCUACUGUCAGUCCCCUCAGCCCACUAACCAAUGGGAACGCAGUUGCCCAAUCUACGAACUCUGGAUUCGCUGCUGCUCUGCGUAAACUGGCCAAACAGGCAGAGGAUCCCAGAGGUUCUGCCCUCAGCGGUGAGUCGUCUCCAGUCUCUUCCCCGGCCACCAGCCACAGCUCGCCAGUCACCACUCCGAAGCGGGGCUCUUUAGGACCCCUCCUGGGACAAACCAGGGGCCACGGUGUCCCCAGUACUCCUCCAGUGGUCACCAUUGCUCCCACCAAGACCAGCAACGGCCUGUGGAGAGCUGACGGACGACAGGUUGAGCCGGGUGUUCAGGGACUCAGCCGGGAGAGGGUGAGUGCUGAGAACACACAGUUGCAGCAGGACAAGAGGACUCCACCUACCCCGUCGCCUCACCCCCUGGCUCACCCAUUUGGCCUCACUCCCAGCUCCAUCAUGCAAAACUCCAGAAUACAGAGCCUUAGCAGUUUGCCGGGGCAGAUGCACCCUGUGGUUCCCUCAGGCGCCAUCCCAGAGGAAUACCUGAGAGCACUUCGGCCAUUCGCCACCUCAGAUGACCUCCGGUUGACCUCUUUACCUCUGACCCUCGACCCUGCUGCGGCCGCCCAUGCUGCAGCAGCUGCUGCUUACUAUCAUCCUGCCUACCUGCACCACCCUCUGUCUUUACCAAGGAUGGAGGAGUCACUGUGUCUCUCUGCGCUGCGGUCACAGUUCUACUCUGUGCCUGCAGGGGGCGCCUUCUCUCCUCUCCACCCCUCUGCCCUCCACCUGCACCUGCCUGGAGGCCGCUACCCUGCAGAACUAAACCACACAGCACUGGCGGAGAGGUAA
Messenger RNA from Paralichthys olivaceus (Japanese flounder), 1022 nucleotides. NCBI's taxonomy places the organism in Eukaryota, Metazoa, Chordata, Actinopteri, Pleuronectiformes, Paralichthyidae. The record is from RefSeq and is a predicted model, not a curated record.